AGGUUACUCCAUCAAAACACUGUAUGAUAUGUGGAACAGAAAGCUUACUGUGUGAAAUCUGUAACUCCUCUUAUCCAGCACCAGGCGUCGCUGUACUGCUGUAUGCAGGUGAACCCAUUUAUCAGUUGUAACAGCUAGUUGAUGGUAACUCGUGGUUUAGAGCAGUUGUUUCUCAGUGCUCGAGGUCCACCGCCCUGCUUUAAUCAUCUGAUCGAAUGAAUUAUCCUCUGAGCUGGAAGCAGGAAAACACUGGAACCACCAGAACCAGGACUGAAAUGAUUUAAAAUAAGCCUUUCAUGAAAAUGUUAAUAGACUCACUAAAAAAAACAGAGAUUCUGUCUAUUAAGCAGACUGUGGAAGCUGAUCUGAGGUCAGCCGAACUGCUCGCUGUUCAGGUUUUGAAGGCACACAGAGAGGUCGCAGUGUCUGACCUGAACUCACUGUAAUCUGCAGGCUCAGCACAUUCGUGUAGAGGAGAGAAAGGAGAGGGGGAGGGCUGUGUUGUUCUGUAGCUUGAGUUUUUAGAGAUAUUCACCGCUGUUCCCCUUCAUGUCUCAUGUGUGUGUCUUCUCCUGUGUCUACAGGCUGUGUGAUAGCACUGUGAUCCACUGAUCCACCACCAGUCAUGAAAACCAGACAGCUGCAGAAAUGUCCUGUGUGCCUCCUCCAGUACCAGAACAAGAACUUGGAUAAGCAUAUGCACAGUCGAUCACACCAUGAAGCCAUUGAGAAACUUAAGGGCAGUCCGCAAAUCCAUAAAUGUUUGGCCUGUGGGAUUUCGGUGUGGGGGAUGAGCCAGUAUGAGAAACACAUCAUGACCCCUGGACACAUUACCAACCUGAUUUACCUUCAGAAAAACAGGUGGAGCGGAAGAAGGUUUACAGUGGAUUACACUGAUGAUGAGCUGGCUGCUGUUUGUGCCGAGAGAGAUCAGAAACGACUUGCCUUAAAGCUGAAAAAGAAAAAAGAGCAACAGCAAAGGAGGAUGGCACGGAAGAAGAUUAAGAAGAAAAUAAAGGCAAACAAUAACCAGAUAACACAAAGCAACAGUCAGAGCAGUAACAAGACACCACCUCUAAAUAAGGAAGACACCCAUGAGUCCAACCAGACUGUGGACUGUACAGACCAUUUCUACUCUAAUCGUCAGUCUAAUCUGUGUUGCCCACCACUUCACCUCAUUUUCAUUUCUGAAGAGGAAGAUGAUGACUGUUCACAGCAGAGGGGGUCAGCAAUGAAGGAACAGAUUCUAGAUGCUAACCCUCCAGAUUCAUCCCCAGUAACAAGACCUUUGUUGUCAGAUGUUCCAACAGUGGACCUCAAAACAGACAUCAGCAGUCAACAUUCCAACAAGAGCAUGACUCAGGAUACAGCUUCUGAAAAACCUACCCAAUCACUCCAUGCUUCUGGAUUGGAUCAUAGACAUGUAAAUAGCUGCUUAUCCACAACACCAAAAAGUAUGUCUCCAUCAGUACAGAAGGACCAGGUUCUUUUUAUUUGUACUUCAGCAAGUUCAGACUUCUCUGCAGCAGAUAGAGUUAUGGAACUAAAGAAAUCAACAGAUGAACCCAGAUCAAAACAUGCAGAGAAAUUUGCCAAAGAAAAGACACCACCCUUUACUCUGCAGAAGCCAUGUCUGGGUUAUAAAACACCUGAAGGAUGUUCUUCAGAACAGUGGCGCAAGACUAAAGAGCUAGAAGCUAGGAUUAAAGAAAAGUCUUCUCCACCAAUGAAGCCCUCAGGUGGGUACAGUCUAGCAGCGCCCACAGCAGGUUUUCUGCAGGAGUGCAAGACCGACCAGCACAGAAACCAAGAUUCUACACAAAGCACACACAACCUUCCGGCCUUGUUGAAUCGAUCUGCCACCAAAAGAGUUGCAAGCAAGCCCAACCUGAACAUUGCUAGAGGUAUUCAUGCCUCUCAGAAGCCAAAUAAGACCGGGAGUGCAUCAUUAAAACCUGCACUAGAGAAGCUCAUCAAUUCUAAAAGCUCCCAGUGGAAGGUGAACUGGAAGGAGAUUUAUGAAGAAGCAACAAAGAAUAAACUGCAGAAAGAGAAGGGCUUACCCAGGUUCGGGAUUGAGUUUGUGAGUCCACCUACACCUGGGCCACUAGAACUGAUUCUGGAUGAAGUGGAGGCUUUUGAUGAAAGCUGUCUGUGGGAAUCUAUCAACUUUAAUGAUGGAACUCCAUUUUCCUCAGUUGUUCCCUUGAGUAAGAACACCUGUGGAUCACAGCCAGCUGAGGCCUCUCCUGGUCCUAGUUCUGAGAACCACAAUGAUCAGACAUCAGUAACAAAGUUCACUUCACUGCAGAUGAAAACUCCACUAAUAAAAAGCAAGAAGAUGAAAAGUGGAGACAUCAAAGAUGCCGUAAAGAACAUGGCAUCACUGACAAACAGAACUUCUGCGCCUGUUACAGAGGCAAAUGCCCUGGCUGAAUUGCAUGAGUCUGGUACAGAACAGCACAGCGGAUCUGUACUGAACCCUCUCAGACACACAAAAAAGCAGGAUGAUCCAGACUCCAAUAUUAAGAAUAUAGAGAUUCCAAAAAACACUCUAAGUGAAUUGCUGGCGCUGUUUCAUAGAGAAGAAGAGCUAAGAUCCUAUUUGGAUCAUGUGAACAGUCAACUGCUCCUGGCUCAGUCUGCUCUACGUGCUUCCCUCAGCAACGUUCAGAAUCUACAAGAGAUUAAACAGCAGGUCACUACAGAGAUGGCCAUGCUUAUAUCUAAGAACAUUGAGGUCCUGCAGAGGAUACAAAAUUCCAGCUUAUGUGGAAAUCUUCCUAUCUUUGGCACUGAGAGCCACCAGAGGGUGCCAGAUACCCCCAGAGUGCAACAGGAACUUUCUUAAAGGCCAGUAAAGAAGUCCUGGUGCUGCAUCCUGAGGACCCUUCCCUCCACACACACAGAGAACACACUCCUUUAGUGGUUUUCAGUUUUGCUGUAUGAAUGCAUUUUGUUGUAUGUCUGCUAGUUCUGUCAUAAUAAUUACCUCAUUAGCCUAUCGUACAAUAUAAGCACCUCAAUCAUUUUACUGCCAUCAAUAUAGCUUAUCAAAUGUUUUCUGCCCUUAUUGUAUUUAUUGCUCCAUUAUUAUGUAUGUUGGAGAGAUAUUCUGCACUUAGACAGGAUUGGUUGUUUCAGUUGAGUUAUGUUGUGGACAUUUUGUUUUGGAGAAUUUGUUGUUAUUUUUGAGUGAUUUGUUGAAGCAUUUAAUUUUCUUAAUAAUUAAAUAAUUUAAUUUAUUUUCUGAUGUUGUCCACUAUUAUCAUUUUUAUUUGGAUCAGGGAUGUUGCACUGUUUAACUUGCAGAUCAGUUUUGCUGUGAAUGUAAGUUUUUUUUGUUGUUGUAAUUUAAAACAGCUUGUUUAAAUGACAAAAAAAUACACAGUAUGUUGCAACUAA
Molecule: messenger RNA, 3405 nt
Organism: Astyanax mexicanus (Mexican tetra)
Lineage: Eukaryota; Metazoa; Chordata; Actinopteri; Characiformes; Acestrorhamphidae
Gene: znf106b
Product: zinc finger protein 106b
Exons: 9
Coding region: 626-2851 (741 amino acids)
Cellular component (GO): membrane; cytosol
Molecular function (GO): SH3 domain binding; RNA binding
Source: RefSeq, a predicted model, not a curated record